AUGACAAAUCAUGAACAAGAUGAAAAAGAGUCGUUCAUGAAAGCCAUAUGGGUGAGAUUCACAUGGUCACAUAUCUUUUUAUCCAGUAAUGCCUAGGGGCAAUGGUUAGAAACUAUUUUAUAUACACGCGUGCUUUUUAAUUAAGCUUGCGUUAUUGUAUCUUUAAUUUCUUCUUUUUCGCCAAUUAAUGCAUGCUCAACAAAUUCUGCAUGUGACCUGGGCAUCGGAUCCUCUUGUCUUAGGUUUGAUUGACCUCCUUUGUCAUUCUUCGUCUCCCACUGUUAGCCCGCGUCUCUCUACUGGUUAUUCUGUCGUAAAGUCCGUCUCUCAGAUUGCUAUCACAUUAUAACUCUAGAGUCAUUAUUGUGAUCUGUAUGCUCAAUUUUAUCUACAAAUCUGUCCUAUAUUUAAUAAGAGCCAACAUCCUUGCAGUUUCUUUCAAGAAAAUGCCACAUUUCAACUUUCAUCGUUCCUGUUAAAAUUAUUUAUUUUAUUUUUCAGCAUCAGGAUGCAUUGAAAAAUGGAUCAAAUGAAACAUUGCCAGAGUACGCUCAUUCAGGGUACACAGAGUUCUUGAUAGUCAUUUAUACAACCAUGAUCAUAAGUCUCUGUGGUGUCAUAUCAAAUGGUUUUCUCCUGGUCGUUUUUGCUGCAGAUCCAUUGCGGUGUUUACGUAACAUCUCUUCAGGCCUGAUUCUAAACCUAUGCAUUGCAGACUUUCUUACUGCUAUAAUGAUUUUCCUAUGGACGACAACGCAUUGGAACUGGGCGUCUGAGAAAUUUGGCCAGAUCGUUUUUUGCCUUGUUUGGUUUGGAUAUUCAGCAUCAUUUAUUACCAUUGCAUUGCUCUCUUUGGAAAGGUACAUCGUAAUACGUCAUAUUUGGUCAGCAGACACGAUCAUAACAAAGAGAAGGACUACCUAUGCUGUUGUGAUGAUUUGGUUAAUUUCAGGGGUGUCAUUUAUUCGACUUGACCGUGAAAAGCUAAGCAUACACAUGUUUAUCUUGUCUUCUGUUUUUGAGCUUUGUGUUUUGGUCGUGAUUACAUUUUACAUAAAACUUUGGGCAAUUCGUCGACGCCAUGAUGCACUUCAGGAACAUCGAGCUCUUAUUAAACGAGAAAACAGACUAACAAAGGUGGUGUUUACCUUAAUAGUCAUACUUGUGCUAACGACAUUGCCCUUAAUAUUUCUCUACCAGUUACUACACGGUCUAUUACUUUUCUGUGGAAGUCAUUGUAUUGGCGAGGUAAUAAGGUCCAUUCCAGCCUACCUCACACCGGUAUUUGCAGUCAAUUUUGCUCUUAAUCCUGCAAUAUAUGGUUGGAGGCUUCCUAAAUAUCGUCGCUCCUUUGCUGCUCUGUUCGCUAUUGUUACGCGAAGUCCGGCGAGACAAAAACUGGAUAAAACCGAGGUAAAGAAAAGGAAUGAAACACAGAGUUUAGAGAUGAAUGCCACACAGAUUACAAAUGGAUCCUCCACUUCACUGUGA
This is a messenger RNA of Paramuricea clavata, 1491 nucleotides long. Lineage: Eukaryota; Metazoa; Cnidaria; Anthozoa; Malacalcyonacea; Plexauridae. The record is from the annotation of a GenBank genome assembly.